Plectropomus leopardus (leopard coralgrouper) is the source of this 1416-nucleotide messenger RNA. RefSeq names its product 5-hydroxytryptamine receptor 3C-like. Gene Ontology annotation, cellular component: membrane. Gene Ontology annotation, biological process: monoatomic ion transmembrane transport. The record is from RefSeq and is a predicted model, not a curated record. Lineage: Eukaryota; Metazoa; Chordata; Actinopteri; Perciformes; Serranidae. Gene Ontology annotation, molecular function: transmembrane signaling receptor activity; extracellular ligand-gated monoatomic ion channel activity.
AUGACCAAAGUAAAGAUAGCUGGGCUCUUUCUCAUCACUUUUUCACUGCUUCACGGUUUUGUUGCAGCAUUAAACUGCACCAGCCCAAACCCUAAAGCCUUGUUUGAUGCAUUUGAGAAAGAACUAUUUCCUAGAAAACUACUGCGACCUGUAAAGAGCUUUUCAGAUACAUUGAAUGUAUCCAUUUAUCUUACUUUGGUGGGAGUAUUAGGAGUGAAUGAAAAGGCUCAGUCAUUGACAACAUUCUUAUGGCAAGUCCUGGUGUGGAAAAUAGAGGGACUGAGCUGGGAUGAGAAGGAAUGUGGAACAAACAGAACCUCAGUUCCUCGAGAAAACCUUUGGAUCCCUGAUGUUAUCAUCUCAGAGUUCAUGGAUGAGGACAAAUCUCCCAAAACCUCCUAUGUUUACUUGUACAACUCAGGUCAUGUUGUUGAUGAUAAGCCGGUAAGAGUGGUCAGCUCCUGCCGAUUAGUAAUCUACACUUUCCCCUUCGAUAUCCAAAACUGCACACUGACCUUUGGAUCAUAUCUACACUUUGCUGAAGACAUACACAUGAUUGACGGCAUUCCCACUGACCAGAUAGUGGCACAGUCCAGACAAGUGAUUCAGACAAGAGGAGAGUGGGAGCUUGUAGAUAUCAAAGCAGGGCCAAGUACCCUGGAAAUAACUGUUGGAAACUACUCUGAGAUCAAGUACUUUAUCAUUUUGAGACGAAGGCCAAUCCUCUAUGUGAUAAACCUCCUGAUACCCAGCUGCUUCCUCAUCACAUUGGACCUCUUCAGCUUCCUGCUGCCUCCCGAAAGUGUGGAUCGGGCCUCCUUCAAGAUGACCCUCAUCAUUGGCUACACCGUUUUCCUGCUCCAUAUGAACGACCUGCUGCCUAUCACUGGAAAUACAACACCUCUCAUGAACAUUUAUUUCUCAAUCAGUCUCGCUCUGAUGGUGGCCAGCACGUUGGAGACGGUGUUUGUCACUAACAUCCAGUUCAGCUCCACCCAGUACAAUGCGGUGCCUAGAUGGCUCAGUGUCCUCGUGUUACGAUACCUAGCUGUCGUUGUUUGUCUCCCUUCAAAAAAGAAGAGCAACCGUGUCACAGUCUGCCUUCAGCCACCUGUUAGAGGAACGAAUACUUGCAUCAUCUCUUCAAGAGAUCUUCAGAGUAUCUCUGGUGAUACACCUCAGGAGAAACCCCCUCCAGAGCCGGCCCUGGAGGAGUUAGCGAAACUGGGUAGAGAUCUCACAGCCAUCCGCCUCCAGAUGGACAAACACUUCCAGGGGAACAUUACCUCAGAGGAAUGGAAAAUGAUUGGAUUAGUCAUUGACCGUCUGCUGUUCGGCUUGUACAUUAUCUUUAUCUCUACCAGCUUUAUCACCAUCUUAAGUCUCUGGUAUGCUAGUUACACAUACAUAGGUUAA